Molecule: messenger RNA, 592 nt
Organism: Babjeviella inositovora NRRL Y-12698
Lineage: Eukaryota; Fungi; Ascomycota; Pichiomycetes; Serinales
Exons: 1
Coding region: 142-480 (112 amino acids)
Source: RefSeq, a predicted model, not a curated record
GGCGUUAUACGGCUGAGGAAUAGCGAGCGAAGAAUAUCUCAAAGACUAGUCUUGAACAAUAAAGCGAGACCGGGGGUUUCCAGAAGAUUCAAGAACGUUGAAACUUCUUCUUACAUUGCCUCCCCCUACGGAGACACUCGGAUGCCUUCAAGUGCUGGCCAGUCAUUCCUUUCAAAAAUAAUUCCCAACCCAAAUAUCCACCGCAAGGCAAAAAUAGUCAUUGACUUAGAGAGUACAUGCAUUUUACGAAAACCCGGCGUUACCAGCUUUCUCAUUAUAGAUAUCCAAGUUUGGAAGAACUCCUGGUCGGUUUACUUUGGAUUAAAAAAACUAUCAAACUAUGCUUACUCAUGCCAUGGUGCCUUUUCUGCAUUUCAUAAUGCUGCCUUGCGUCUAUCCCAUACUUCAACUCGGUAUAAACGGCCCACGUUCCUUUACCGUGUAACCUCUGCGCCUGCUGUUUUGGUUUUUAUCUGGUAGGUGCACUCACUUUUACGAUAACCUCAGACACGAGGCGAUGAAGACAAAGGUCAAGCCAGCUUCCCCGGCACUGACAGUUUCAACGCAAAAGAGCAUCUGAAGGUUUGUACCA